This is a messenger RNA of Schistocerca cancellata (South American locust), 781 nucleotides long. It is a transcript of the gene rtp, whose product is annotated as MORN repeat-containing protein 4 homolog. The transcript has 4 exons. The coding region runs from base 89 to 556 and encodes 155 amino acids. The record is from RefSeq and is a predicted model, not a curated record. Lineage: Eukaryota; Metazoa; Arthropoda; Insecta; Orthoptera; Acrididae.
UGGGAAGACUCACAGGUGCAGCCUAAUGAGAUUCCACUUGAAUGGUGUAUUGGUUUAAGCUGAGCAGCAUUGCCACUGCUUGCUGACAAUGGCUGAUGUACUGCCAGGAGUUGUAAAAACUGGCGCCUAUCGAUAUGAAGAUGGGACACGCUAUGUUGGAGACUGGAGUCAACGUGGACAAAAACAUGGCAUGGGCCACCUUGUGAUGCCAGAUGGGACUCGAUAUGAUGGUGGAUUUCAAAAUGGCUUAUGCUCAGGCCUUGGCAUUAUGACAUUUCCAGAUGGCGCAAAGUAUGAAGGAGAAUUCAUGCAAGGUUGGUUCCAUGGACACGGGGUAUUUUGGCGUGCUGAUGGCAUGAGAUACGAAGGGGAGUUCCGAGGAGGACGCAUCUGGGGCCUCGGACUGGUCACCUAUAGUGACGAAAGCCACGGAUUCCCCAGAAAUGAAGGCUUCUUCCAAGACUGCCGCCUCGUUCGCAAGAAGCGUUGUCCAGAAGUUGUGCAGAGGGCCCAGAGGGUUGCACUCAUGGCGCGUGCACAGAUAGACAAACACUAGGCCACAGCUGGAAACCACCUGUCUUGUGUAUCCACCUACAAAAUGAAGAGCUACAUAUUUUUAAAAUGGAAAUACUGGUGCAACAGAUUAUGUUUCUAUUAGAAGUGUAUUGAUAAAUAAGUAUGAACUCUAAAAGAUAAACAUAAAUAUGCAUUGCAUAAUGUAGUAUUACUUGGCAGUGUAAUAAUAAAGUCAAUGAAAAGUUAUUGUAGAUGCAGAAAAACA